This is a messenger RNA of Stegodyphus dumicola, 2805 nucleotides long. Its product is annotated as dynamin-binding protein-like. Gene Ontology annotation, biological process: intracellular signal transduction. Gene Ontology annotation, molecular function: guanyl-nucleotide exchange factor activity; protein binding. The record is from RefSeq and is a predicted model, not a curated record. Gene Ontology annotation, cellular component: cytoplasm. Lineage: Eukaryota; Metazoa; Arthropoda; Arachnida; Araneae; Eresidae.
AUGGAACCGAAGCCUGGUCGACUGGUAAAAGCUCUAUAUGAAUUUCCAACAGAUGAUGAAAGUGAGUUACCCUUAGAAAUAGGGGAUAUUGUCCAAGUUCAAGAGAGACUUGAUAAGCAGUGGUGUCGAGGUAUUUGCAACAACCACGAAGGCAACUUUCCUAUAGGAUUUACUGUUGAAGUUCAGAUUCCUCCUCUAGCUGAUCAACAAGAACUCUUUGCUGUUACACAUGAUUUUGUUGCUCAACAAGAUGGUGAUCUCACUUUAAAGAAAGGUGAUUUGGUGAUUGGAAUCCGUCCUGUUGAUUUACACUGGUGGGAAGGUCAGCUUGAUGGUCAUCAUGGUGUUUUCCCUUUAACACAUGUGUGGAAAAUAAAUCGAGAUAUACUUCCAGUGCACAAAUUUAACAAGAUGUUUCGAAAAGCUAGGGUUAAAAUGAAUUUGAAAGCACAACUUCCAGAAGAAAUAGAUCUUGUUAAAGAUGAAAUAGUUACUGUGAUUGAAGAAACUGAAAAGGGAUGGUACAGGGGUGAAUGCAAAGGCAAACAAGGUAUUUUUCCAGCUUCUUUUGUAACUCUGCUUAAUGAAGAUCCCUUGGAUAAUUUACAGUCUUUGUUGUCUGUACCUUCUACUAAUUCAUACAGUAAUGACUUGCUUCAAAAUGGCAAUCAUUCUGGUUAUGAUUGCAUCAACAGUGGCAUUACACCGUAUGGCCGAACUAUUUAUCCUUUUCAAGCAGAAUUUUCCAAUGAACUAAGCUUUGGUGCUGGUGAGAUCGUCAAUUUGAUUCGUCAUGUCAGUAGAGAUUGGAUAGAAGGUGAACUUGAUGGAAAAAUUGGAAUUUUUCCAGCAAACUUUAUUAACAUUAUUGUAGAUUGCCCAGACUCAAAAGAAAAGUCUGGUGGAACUUCAGAAACUUCAGAUGAGGGAGAUAAUUUUUUUCCUACAGACACAUAUGGCAGAGUAAUUUGUGAUUUUACCCCAGAAGUAGAAGGUAAUGUACGGUUGAAAGAAGGAGAUACUGUUACUUUGAUUCGCAAAGUUAGCCAGAAAUGGUUUGAAUUCAUUACUGAUAAUGGAGAAACGGGAUUAUGUCCAGACAGUUAUAUAGAAGUCAUAGGUAGUGGUCCACCAUCAUAUGCUGAAGUGAUGGGCUGUGAUUCUAAUCAGAGAUUUUCAUUGGUUAGUGCUGGAAAUAUUGCAUUAGAAAAUAUAAACACUUCUUCACAGCAGGAAAAUCCAGCAUCUUUCAGUUCAACUGCAUUUUCAUCAUUUUCUAGUCGUAGGACUUGUAGCAAUGACAUUUUUUCAAAAGAUGUUUCCUCUCAGAGUAUUGAUGAUAAAAUCAGUGAUAGUUUGAAAGGAUUAGAUUCUUCUUUAAUUGAAGCCACUGAUAAUUCACUUAAUAGUCAUGAUUUUAAGACAUUUAGUUCUGACUCUUUUACUGGCAGCAAAAAAUUGACAGACUUCAAUAACUGGCUAUCAGACUCACAAUCUGAAAAUAGGAGUCAAAAUAUACAUCAAACAAAUAUCAGUGAUUGGUCUUCAGAUAUUUUCUCUUCCAGUGCAAAAAAUGAUGUGAUUGAUAUUGCAAAUAACAAAAAUCAGCGUAAUGUACCUAGCAUUGUCAAUACACCUGCAAGGCCACCUCCACCUUCAAUUGCCUCCCAGUCCCCAAAUACCUCUUUGUUAAACAGUUCUAGUGUAUCUGCAAACUCUACUAGGUUAUCAGUGACAUCAGUGUCAAGUCAGAGUAGCUCAGAUACUGAUUGUUUUGAUCAAAGUGAUAUAAAAAAUACAUUGCAGCAGAAAGAAAAAGCUCUAGAGAUACGUCUAGCCUGUAAAAAAAAGCUUGAAAAUGAAAACCUUCGAAAUUCAAAUAACUUUAUCUCAGAGGAAGUUAAGACACAGUUAGCCCAACUUAAUGAAGACAUUAAACAACUUAAAGAAGAAAUUGAAUUGCUGCAAUCUGAACUUAAAGUGCAAGAAACUACUGGUGGAAAGACUGCUCAUGAAUGUAAGCAGAGAGAUGAAGAAGUUGCUAGAAAGAAAGCAGAGGAGGAAGAACGAAGAGCACAAGCAAAAAUGGAAAAGAUGAAAGAUCAGAGAUCAUGUAUCAUUACUGAAAUUUUGCAAACAGAGAAUGAUUAUAUUUCAAAUUUGAAAUUGCUGCAAAGUACAUUUUUAAAGAACUCUAAUGAAGCAAAAGAGAAAGGAAUAAAUGUUUUCACUUUAUUUGGAAAUUUGGAUGAAGUUAUUGAUGUUGCUGAUCGCCUUUUAAGGAGACUGAAAAAACAAAAGGACUCCCAAAAUUCAGAAAUGAUAGGAGAAUGUUUUGUGGAUAUGGCUGAUGAGAUGAAAGAAGUUUAUGGCCAUUAUUGUAGGAAUCAUGAUGAAGUAACAUCUGUUAUUGAUAAAAUUGAUAAUGACUCAGCUGCUGGGCAAUAUUUAAAACAUAAACUAGAAGUCGUGAAGGAGCAAACUAAUUGUUUUGAUCUUCCUUCAAUGCUAAUUAAGCCUGUGCAAAGAAUUUUAAAAUACCCUCUUCUUUUAAAUGAAUUACUAAAGUGUACCGAUGAUAGUCAUCCUGAUAAGCAGUGCCUUGUGCAAGCAAUUAGUCUUAUGACAGAUGUAGCUACUGCCAUUAAUGAAUUCAAGCGCAGAAAAGAUUUAGUUUUCAAGUAUCGUAAACAAAAUGAUACAAGUCUGUCUGGGAAGAUUUCCAAGUUCAGUAUGCAUUCAGUUGUAAAAAAAUCAUCCCGUUUUGGAAUGCGUCUUUCUAGUUCUAUUGGAUUGAAAACAGUU